UGCGGCCACAGAGUCCCGCGGGAUGGCUGCGGGCGGCGCGCUCAGCAUCCGGCUGCUGCUGGAGGCCGCCGAGUUCCUGGAGCGCCGGGAGCGAGAGGCCGAGCACGGGUACGCCAAGGAGCGAGCGGCACCGCGGCGCCGCCACACGGCCCGGAGCGGCGGCAGGUCUGGAACCCUCAACUCAGGAAGAACAUGGAGCUGUUGGAGUGAGUCCAGAGGAGCCACAGAGAUGAUCCGAAGGCUGGAGCACCUCCCAGAUGAGGACGGGCUGAGAGAGUUGGGGUUUUUCAGGUCAACACACAAUGAGAUGGAAAAGAACAGGCGUGCACACCUGCGGCUGUGUCUGGAGAGGCUGAAGGGAAUGGUACCGCUGGCACCCGACACCGGCAGGCACAGCACCCUGAGCUUGCUCACCAGAGCCAAACUGCACAUCAAGAAGCUUGAAGACUCCGACAGGAAAGCCGUACACCAAAUCGAGCAGCUGCAGCGGGAGCAGCGGCACCUGAAAAGACAGCUGGAGAAGCUGGGGAUGGAGAGGAUAAGGAUGGACAGCAUCGGAUCCACUGUUUCUUCAGAGCACUCAGACUCAGAUAGAGAGGAGAUGGACGUGGAUGUGGAGAGCACAGAUGACCUUCCUGCAGACCUCGACUGGAGCAGCAGCAGCCCAAGUGACUCGGACGAGAGAGGCAGCCUGCAGAGUGUCUGUAGUGAUGAGGGCUAUUCCAGCGCCGGCGGGAAGAAGCUGAAGCUGCAGAGCAGUUGCAAGCCUUCUCUCGGGCUGUAAGAAGCGACUACCCGCACUGUUUCACCCGUUGCUGUUUCCUGUUUGAAUCCUGUUAGGUAGCACACCUGGCUGUCCCACUGUUCUCUUGCACAUCGCAACUCUGACUGCACCACUGACCAAAACGAAGCUGAGCUUUGCCCAAGUCCCCAGACACCGUGCAGGGCUGCGGGUGGCACACUGCUCACCGGAGCGCACCUCCGCUCGCAGGCCCUGGCUUCUCUUCCCAGCUGGAACUCCUCUUUGCCACACCGUACAUCCCAGCCACAGUUUGAUGUGCCGGGGAAUAUCACAGCAGUAGCAGCAACCCCUGAAGCCCUCUGCUGGGAUUUUUGGCUCACUGUCACCUCCUGGUAUUCUGGAUCUGCUCUGCAUUUACCUGGCAGCAUCACGUGCCCAAUAAUGGGCAGUGGGGUCCAACUGUAGAGAUUUUGGGUUAGGGCCCAAUGGCAGAGCAGGCCUCUCAGGUAAUUUGGAUCCAGGAGAGAGUGGAGGCAGUUAGUGAUUGGCUAGCAGAGAGUUUUGGCCACGUGGUGUCUUGGACGGGCACAGGGAUUGCUCCGCCAGCCCCUGGCGUGUUGGUCAGAGGGCUCCUCGCUGCCAACCUGAAAUAUUCCACUUAUAGCGCAACUCCGUGUGCCCCAGCCCUGCCGUCUGCCUGGAGCAGGGGAACGCCGUGCCGGGGGAGCCUUGGGGCAGGCGCCUGCACUCUGGAAAGUUUUCAGUCCUACUGAAACCAAACUGGUCCCUGUCCCCACCCCGGGCAAGGUCCCAUCUCCUGCAUCGUGGCUGCACCUCACUGUUCCAGGCCAGCACUCCUGGAAUCUCCUCUCCACCCUUCUUGUCUCUGGGACAAGGUUAUUCUACCUCGAUGAGAUGAACAAAGCUGAUAUCCAUCCCUUUAGCACAAAAAACAAAGGCGAUGCCUCCUGUUUUCCAGCAGCGCUGCUGGCCUUGUUCAGUUCAGCAAUAACAUGAGGGCAAGGGGGAGCGGGGCAGCCUCCGGCCACCACGCCCAAGAGACCCCACGCAUGUCCCAAGCCCUUCUCCAGCUGCAAGGUUCUUUUUGGACACUCAAAGGAGCUCAUGAAGGAUUUCAGUCACCAAAAGAAGCUGAGGAAGGAGCAGAGCCCUUCCCAGCACCCCGAUGGCAGAAGGUCCUGACCUGAAAGCACACAGAAACACAACGAACGUGUGAGCGAUGAAGAAUAUUUAUUCCUUUUUCUAUGAAACCAGUGGACUGAGAAGAACUUUCUUCCUCCUUUCUGCUUUUAUAGCUGCUCAGGAAACUCUUGACACAGAGAGAUCCACUCACAGAGAUGUUUCUUUACACCUGAGCUGAGCUUUUCCAUUCCAAACCUCGCGCUUGAUCCCCAUCGGUGCCCAGCAAGCUCCUCUUUUUGUUUUUCUGGGGGGGGGAUUUUUUGCAUCCUUAAGCUGGUUUUGGAUCAUUUGAAGUCUUUGAGAAACAAAAGGGCAGGAGAUGGGGCAGGAAAAUUGCUCAAAUCUCUGAAGUCUCAGCUGGUUUUGCUCUGACUGGGUUUUAGAAGAGAAAAAAUCAACCCCCAGGGGGAUUUUGUUGUUAAAGCAGCCAGAACAUUGCGCCAGCCAACAGAUUUCCACAGACCUGCGGCUGAAAUGCCUUUAGAAUCACCGUGCCUGAGUCUCGGCAGCAGCCGUCGGCACAUGAGCUCAAACCCCUUCACUUUCAAAAAGAGGGGAAAAAAAGGCGAAAAGAUGAAAAGCACUGAGAAAACGGAAAAUCAGCUCCUGGAGGCCAAGGGCUCUGGUAGGCGUUUGCCGAGAUCGCUCCCUUGCCUUCUUGCAGAAAUUGCCUCUGGAAUCCCACCAUAGCCAAGGAUCUUGCUCCUUUGGCACGGGGCAGGAUGAUGCCAAGUGUUGGGAAGGCAUCAUCAGGGAGGACCUGGGGGCAGUUUGGGGUUGUUCAGACCGAGCGAGGCUAAAGGUUUCAGCUCAGCAGAAAUUCCUGGUUUUCCCAAUAUUGUGCCUUUAGGAGUGUGAUAUUUUCCCAUUUUUCUUUCUGCCCUGCUGCGAGCAAAGAAUUAUCGGACCUUGGCACUGUUGGCAUGUCCUCUCCAGCCUGAGGGCUGAGAGAAACAGGAGCCUUCAGGAUGAUGCCCUAACCUGGGGCAAGGCUGGAAAGCCAGUGGCUGAUUCCUGGCAAGCAUCCGUGCCCAUCUCCAGUGGCUUUUGGUCUCUCUAGGUCCCCCAGCUGCCCCAGCCUUUUCCCAGCAUUCACAGAUCCACCAGCAUUCCUAGGAAAUAAGCUACAGGAAGGACCUUUUUGGCAAUUUAAAUCAAACAAGGGGAUGGGAGACGCUGCUUGCGUCAGCCCGCAGGUCCAUGGGGUCUUCGCCCAGCCGGGUGGGAGUUGGGUGUUUUUUUCCUUUGUCCUUGCAGAAGGCAGAUCCUGAAAUCCCAUUCCGGGUGGUGAGAGCCGGGAGCCCUGCCCAGGAGGAAAAGGGGAAGCUGCUGGGAAUUGGGCUCAAUCCGAGCCCCUGAGGAGCCGCUGGCAGCGCUGGUGCAUUGCUCCCCCCUUGCCCACCCCAGAGCUUGGGGCAUCCCUUGCUGAGGGCUGGGACCGGCGGGAGGGCUGGCGAGGAGAGGGCUGGAGCCCAGGGAAGCGACCUGACCCGGCUCUGCCUCCAGGUUCGGUUCAGCCUUUGGAUGUGGGGCAGCAGCACCAGAACUCUGUGGGGUUUGGAGCUGAUAUCUUUGGUUCAUCCUUUUGCAUCUUUUCCUUUUUUUUUUUUUCUGCUUCCUGAGAGGCAUUGGCUUCAUUUUGGGCAGGCGAGAGCUGGGAAGCGGCAGCUGGGAGAAUCCCAAUCCCAUUUCCAGCCCUUGCUGUAACUCCCCCAUCCUCCUCCUGUGUCCGGCCCCUCCGACAGGGCUUUUUCUUACCGUUAGCAUUGGCCUUUUUGAGAAACUCCAUGGUCCCCAGCCCUUUGCUGUGGCCGUGGACGCUCAGAGUUGGUCAACUGUUAGCCAAUAAAUUAUUUCCUUAGGAAAGAGCUGUUGGUACUGGCCACGGCCUCGGGAAGCGAGCGGGAGGCUGGGGCUGUUGCCUGGAGAAAGGCUGGAAGUGGGGGCAUUUGAACCCCUCGGGAAGGCUGAAUGUGGGGCUCAGGCACCUCCUUGGCAUCAGUUUUAUUGGAGAGGGAGCAGCCUCCAUUCCCCGCCCUUCGCGCUGCCCCAGGCUCUGGACUGUGGCCUCCCUGCGGGGUCGUUUACCUGCGGCUGAGGGUCCCAGCCCAGGUUGAGCUCUGGGUUUGGGGGCUGAGGGGCUCCAUCCCGCAGCUGGCACCCCGUAGCCUGCACCCCGCAUCCCGCAGCUGCUGCCUGGGGGGAUCCCACCCUCCUGGAGGUCCCAGCCUGGCCGGCUGCUGCCUGGGGGAGCCCCUCGUCUCUGGCCCCUGGGCUGGGGGUGCAGAGCAUCACUGGGUGCCCCCACCAGCCUGGGUUUGGGGAUGCUGGGAGCCAGGGGUGGCCCCAAGCCUGGGAUUGGAGGCUUGAGGAGUGCCCCUGCCUGGGAGCUGCCCCCCACCCAGGCUCACCCAGCCCCCUGGGUGCCCCCCCAGCCCCUACUUCAGCCCUGGGUUGUGCUGCUGUGUCCCCUGGUGUGAAACCCCCUGCCCCAGCGGUGUUCCUGGGGUGCAGCCCCCACCUUCCCUGCUCUGUGCUGCCUGCAGGGAGCCUGAGGGCCCCCCGUCAGCACGGCUUUGGUUUUCCAGAUGCUCCUGCCGGUGUGGCAGCGGCCAUCCUGGGACUGUACCCCCUGCCCCCCAGCCUAGCGGGGCUCAGGGGGGGUGACGGCACAGAGCAGGGGGAGCCCCACUGCUGUCUCUGGGACGGGGGGGAUCUUGAGCUGCAGAUUCCUGAUGUUGGGAUCCUCUCGAUGGCAAAGGAAUUGGGCUCCUUCCACGGGGGGAGAGAGUGAGCUCAGACCCUCCCCUCCAAAUCCCAACAUUUAUUUAAGCAGCCAGUGCAGUGCUACAGACCAGGGGAAGAGGGGCUGGAAAGCUGCCCUGGGGGUGCUGGGGAACAGGAGCUGAACGUGAGCCAGCAGGGGCCCAGGUGGCCAAGAAGGCCAAUGGCAUCUUGGCUUGGAUCAGUAUGGGGUGGCAGCAGGAGCAGGGAAGGCAUUGUCCUCCUGCACUCAGCGCUGGUGAGGCCACAGCUCAAACCCUGGGUUCAGUUCUGGCCCCUCACUCCAAGAAGGACUUGAGGGGCUGGAGCACGUCCGGAGAAGGGAAUGGAGCUGGGAAAGGGGUCUGGAGUGCAGGGGUUCUGGGAGCGGUUGAGGGAUCUGGGGUUGUUCAGCCUGGAGAAGAGGAGGCUGAGGGGAGACCUCAUCACUCUCUGCAGCUCCCGGAAAGGAGAUUAUGGUGAGGUGGGUGCUCUUGUCCCAAGUAACAAGGGAUGGGAUGAGAGAAAUGGCCUCAGAUUGUGCCAGGGGACUUUUAGAGUGGAUAUUGGGGGGAAAUUUCCUUCACCAGAAGGCUCUGGAACAGCUGCCCAGGGAGGUGGUAGAGUCCUCGUCCCUGGAGGGAUUUAAAAGGUGAGCAGAUGAGACGCUCAGGGAUGCUCAGUGGUGGACAGGGACGGUUGGAUUCGAUGAUCUCAAAGGUCUUUUCCUACUGGGGGGCUCAGCUGGGUGGGCUGGGUUCAGGAGGGGACCUGAAAUCGUGGAUGGGAGCCAGGAGGAAUGCAUGGAGAGAGGUGGGAGGCAGAUUGAGAGACAGCUCCCAUGGAGAGGGCUCCCAAAAGGCAAAAGCAUUUCCUCCCUAGGCUGGUGGUCGCUGGAGGAGUUCUUAGGAUUCACGUUUGGCUCAGAUGCCAAGGGCUUUUGGUGGCAACAUUAAAACAAGCAAAUGAAACCCCUGCCCAGGGGCACCGAGGAGCAGAUGGGGCAGCACGGGCCUCUCCAGCGCUGGGGGAUCCCGACCGCUGGUGCCCUGGAGCUCAGCGUGACGGUGGGUGCCUGAUUGUGAAACCACCUGGGGGACACAUGGCACCACAAGGACGAGAGGUUCCCUGACCCCAUCUGCACCCGAAGGGCAGUGGAGCAGGGAAGGAUGAGCGCACAGCCAAAACGAUGGAGUUUCUCAUUGAUCUCCCAGCGCUGAAGGAGCUCUAUGUGAAAGGUGAGGCCUUCAGGAGCUCCUCCAGCUGUGCCACCACAUAUGAUACCAGCUUCCAAAAUUGUGGGCUGCCUCAGGGACCCCUGGGGAUGCCAGAUCCCCUGAGGAGAACAGCACCGCCCUCCUGGUGGGACCAAGGCCAUGGAGGCGUUUCCCCAGAGAGAGUGUCCACCCUGGAGAUUUUAUUGCACAUCAGGUAAUGGAUCCACGAAGUGGACAACACAAGCACGCCUGCCACUCCGGGCAAUCCUAAAGCUCUCCAACAACGGCGCAUGGGAAAGGCUGAGACUGGGGCUUGGGGCUGUGGGGCCCCUGAGGUCUCUGCUCACCCGAAGGUUCUCUAUCAGCACAGUGCUGGGCACAACCGGAGCGGCAAAGCUUCCCUGGGCCCGGCAGGCGAUGUCGGUGCCACAAGCAGUGAGGCCUCUGGCGUCAUAGAAUCACCAGGUUGGAAAAGACCACUGAGAUCAUUGAGUCCAACCAUUCCUAUCUGACACUAAACCAGGUCCCUGAGCACCUAAUUGACCCUAUUUUAAAUCCCUCCAGGGAUGGUGACUCCACCCCCUCCCUGGGCAGCCGUUCCAGGACCUGAGAACCCUUCUGGUGAAAGAAAUUUCCCCCAAUAUCCACUCUAAACAAAACCUCUCUGAAGGAUCAGAGCAUCCAGCUGGGAUAGCCCUUCCCUAUUCCUUCCCUUUCCUUACAUGUCUCUUCCUUAUCCCUUUCUUUUCCCUAUCUCUUCCCUUCAGUGUCCUUUCCCUAUCUCUUCCCUGUCCCUUCCUUAUCCCAUCCCCAUCCCUUCCCUAUCCCUUC
Cuculus canorus (common cuckoo) is the source of this 6756-nucleotide messenger RNA. RefSeq names its product MAX dimerization protein 1 (gene MXD1). Gene Ontology annotation, molecular function: protein dimerization activity; RNA polymerase II cis-regulatory region sequence-specific DNA binding; DNA-binding transcription factor activity, RNA polymerase II-specific. NCBI's taxonomy places the organism in Eukaryota, Metazoa, Chordata, Aves, Cuculiformes, Cuculidae. Bases 23 to 784 code for a protein of 253 amino acids. Gene Ontology annotation, biological process: negative regulation of transcription by RNA polymerase II. The record is from RefSeq and is a predicted model, not a curated record. The transcript is spliced from 7 exons.